This is a messenger RNA of Lethenteron reissneri (Far Eastern brook lamprey), 1284 nucleotides long. RefSeq names its product glycine receptor subunit alpha-2-like. NCBI's taxonomy places the organism in Eukaryota, Metazoa, Chordata, Hyperoartia, Petromyzontiformes, Petromyzontidae. Gene Ontology annotation, molecular function: transmembrane signaling receptor activity; extracellular ligand-gated monoatomic ion channel activity. Gene Ontology annotation, biological process: monoatomic ion transmembrane transport. The record is from RefSeq and is a predicted model, not a curated record. Gene Ontology annotation, cellular component: membrane.
AUGGACCACGCUGGGUUGCUGGAUCCCGUCUCGACGAUGCAGCUGCUGCUGCUGAUGCUGCUGCUGCCUCUCAGCUGCAGCCAAUACGACGAUGCCCACCAUGACGGGCCAAUGGACUCCAUUCCCAGCAAUGCGGAGCUGAUGCAGAGCCAGACGUUCACGGACAUGGAGAAACUCAUGAAGAACUUCCGCAGAUACAACAGCAUGAUCCGACCCAACUACCGAGAUGGACCCACCAUCGUGAACGUCAGCAUGACUGUCAAGAACAUAGCCUCCUUCGACGUCUCAAACAUGGAAUAUAAAAUGACCAUCUUCCUGGUCCGCCAAUGGAUGGAUCACCGUCUCCACCUCCGUCGCAAGUGGUCUGGAAGAGAGGGUUAUAUCGACAUACCCAACGCGGCUGCAGUAGGCUACCUGUGGAGGCCGACCGUGUUCUUCAACAAUGAAAAGAACUCCGUGGUCCACUCGGUGACGGCACCCAACACCAUACUGAAGGUUUACAACGACAGCAGAGUCGUCUACUCCAUGAGAAUCACGCUAACCCUCAGCUGUCCCAUGUACAUCCGAAACUACCCCUGGGAUAUCCAGUUUUGCCCCAUGACCCUCACCAGUGCCAGCUACACGGCGAACGAAAUGUUUCUGCAAUGGGACAAGGACGAACACCGCAUGAUCGCCAAGGACAUCAGCAUCCUUCCGUUGGUUGUCGAAAACAUCACGCUGUCCGACAACUGCACAUACACUGAAAUCAUCGGAAACCUAUCGUGCCUGAACAUCACAUUCAAGCUGUGUCGGAGAAUGAGCGCCUCUGACCUGCAGAUGUACGUGUCGAGCGGCCUGCUCUCCUUCCUGUCCUGCAUCGCCUUCCUAAUCCCCGUGGACAAGACGCCAGCGCGGGCCGGCAUCGGCAUUACCACGACCAUCUCGGUGAUCACGCAGUGCGCCAACGCUCAUGCCAACAUGCCCAAGGUUUCUUACAUGACAGCCAUGGACAUCUGGAUGUUGGGGUGCCUCUCGUUCAUCGUCUGCACCUUCAUCGUGAACAUUUUGGAGACUUAUUUUUGCCACAACAAGAAAGACAAUUCAGCACAAACAGAAGACGUAGGUCAAACGCAAGCUGACGAAGAAGAUUCCUCUCAUUCAGGCUCAGCAGCUGCUCAGGAGGAUGACGAAAACAGAGGAGGAGAACCCCCGAUCGCCAGCAACUGUGACCGACUGGUAAGAGUUGGUGUGCACGCGGCAGCGCUCGUUGUGGGCGUGUCGGAGCCGCACCCCCUGGGAGCUUAA